AUGGCGCGACCCAGUAUCCACUUCGGGGUUGUUUACUUCAGUAUUGCAGCUCUGGUAUAUUUAAGACCCGAGUAUAGAGUGCUCGACUCGCCCGUCUUGACGUUCAUCGGGUUGUCAAUUAUUGCAACAGCACUUCGGAUCAUCUAUGAUUUAAGUUUAUAUCCUCAAUUUUUCACACCUCUCAAACAAUUACCGACACCACCGACGCGAACAUGGCUCCGAGGCAACACGAAAUCUAUCUUCCUGGAGACUCCCCUGGAUGAAAUGGCGGACUGGAUCAGAAAUGUGCACAACGACGGGUUGAUUCGUUAUUACAUGGUUGGAAACCUAGAACGUGUUCUUUUGACGUCCCCCAAAGCCCUCAGUGAGGUGCUCGUUCACAAGGCGUAUGAUUUCUGCAAGCCUGAACUAGUCCAGCUUCAAUUGAGGCGUGUUACGGGGAAUGGGCUCCUUCUUGCGGAGGGGGAUGAGCAUAAGCUACAACGAAAGAAUCUUAUGCCAGCGUUCUCCUACCGCCAUGUCAAAGACCUUUACCCGGUAUUCUGGGCGAAGAGCGCCGAAAUGGCAAACCUGAUCGAGCAAGAUGUCAAAUCCCGAAAUAACCCAGAAGACAACGUCGUCCAGAUUGGUAACUGGGCCAGCAGAGCGACUUUGGAUAUUGUCGGUCUUGCAGGAAUGGACCAUGACUUUGAGUCUCUACAGGACCCCGACAAUGAGCUCAAUCGGCAGUACCGUCGAUUCUUCGAUGACGACCCAAAAAUGACCAGAAUAAUCGUGCUCCUAGGUUUGUUCGCAGUCGACCUGAAAAUCCUUCAGAAACUGCCCGUCCGACGUAACAAGAUCGCCCAAGAAACGUCAGGGUUCCUCCGCAGCGUCGCUCGGCAAAUCAUCCAUGAAAAGCGCGAGAAAAUAGAGAGCAAAACCGAAAACAACGGAGUUGACAUAAUCUCUGUCGCCCUACAAAGCGGUACCUUCACAGAAGAAAAUCUAGUCGACCAAAUGAUGACCUUCCUAACGGCCGGCCACGAAACAACAUCCACAGCCAUGCAAUGGGCCAUCUACGCCCUCUGCAAACAUCCAGACAUCCAAUCCCGUCUCCGCGAAGAAAUCCGCACAAGCCUCCCCUCCAUUUCCUCUGCCUCACUAGCCCCCUUAUCCGCUGCAACCCUCGACUCCCUUCCCUACCUCAACGCCGUCUGCAAUGAAGUUAUCCGCUUCUACCCCUCCGUCCCAGCGACAGUCCGCAUCGCCUCCCGCGACACCACCAUCACCGGCGUCCCGAUCCCCAAAGAUACCUUCUUCAUGAUCUCCCCGCACAUAAUCAACCGACAAGAGGAAUUCUGGGGGCCCGAAGCAGCUACAUUCAACCCAGAACGGUGGAUCGAUCCCAACACAGGACGCACGAAUAAGACCGGCGGGACGAGUAAUAACUACGCUUUGUUGUCCUUCCUUCAUGGGCCGAGGAGUUGUAUCGGGCAGGGGUUUGCGAAGGUUGAGCUGGCUUGUCUGGUUGCCACGAUGGUGGGCAAGUUUGAGAUGGAACUGAGGGAUCCGAACGCGAAGUUGGAGAUCAGGAAGGGUGCGACGGUACAUCCUAGGGAUGGGGUUAUGGCAAGGUUGACGCCGUUGGAGGGGUGGUGA
Aspergillus ruber CBS 135680 is the source of this 1641-nucleotide messenger RNA. Its product is annotated as cytochrome P450. Lineage: Eukaryota; Fungi; Ascomycota; Eurotiomycetes; Eurotiales; Aspergillaceae. The record is from RefSeq and is a predicted model, not a curated record. Gene Ontology annotation, molecular function: iron ion binding; oxidoreductase activity, acting on paired donors, with incorporation or reduction of molecular oxygen; heme binding. The transcript is spliced from 3 exons. Bases 1 to 1641 code for a protein of 546 amino acids.